This is a messenger RNA of Linnemannia hyalina, 1635 nucleotides long. NCBI's taxonomy places the organism in Eukaryota, Fungi, Mortierellomycota, Mortierellomycetes, Mortierellales, Mortierellaceae. The record is from the annotation of a GenBank genome assembly.
AUGCUACGACCAGGACUUCUCACCAAGAGACUCAGCACAUCCACAACUUCACUCGCUGCCAGAAGGACCUCCCAGGCCGCGCUAUCCAACUUCCCACGCGCCUCGUUGCUCUUGUCCUCUAUUCAAAACCCUCGCUUCCUCUCCUCGGCUGCCAACUCUUUCGCAAACAUCAAGAGCCAGCUGAAUGACCCCACCUUGAUCACAACUGCCGGUUUUAUCGACAAUGAAUUCAUCACUACCUCGAACUCUGGGAAGCAUUUUCCCGUCUAUGAUCCAGCAAAUGGAACUGAGAUUGCUCGUUUCCCUGACAUGGGCAUCGAAGAGACUGAUAGGGCUAUCCAAGCUGCCAAGCAAGCAUUCUCAUCGUGGAGCAAGACCACCGCCAAAGAACGAAGCACUAUCUUGCGCAACUGGUACAACUUGAUUAUUGAGAACGAGCAAGACUUGGCCAAGAUCAUUACCUGGGAGAACGGCAAACCAUUGGCCGAUGCGCUGGGCGAAGUCCGCUAUGGUGCAAGCUUCUUCGAAUGGUUCGCUGAGGAAGCCAAACGUCUUUAUGGAGAGGUGAUCCCCAGCCCUAACCGGCAGCAGAGGAUGCUUGCUAUCCGCCAGCCUAUCGGAGUUGUCGGCAUCAUCACACCAUGGAAUUUCCCCAACGCCAUGAUCACUCGCAAGUUGGGAGCAGCUUUGGCUGUUGGAUGCACCGUGGUGGCCAAGCCUGCUUCAGAGACACCCCUCUCAGCUGUCGCGCUCUAUGAACUCGGAAGGCGAGCUGGAGUUCCAAAGGGUGUCAUCGGACUUGUAACAACACACCAUAACACCAAAGCCAUUGGAAAGCACAUUUGCGAAAGUCAAGAUGUUUCAGGAAUCUCGUUCACAGGAUCUACAGCUGUCGGAAAGCUAUUGUUGAAACAGAGUGCUGAUACAGUCAAGAAGGUUUCGCUCGAGCUGGGAGGCAAUGCCGCGUUCAUUGUCUUUGAAGAUGCUGACAUCGACAAGGCUGUUGAUGCUGCUGUGCUGGCCAAGUUCCGUUCGAGCGGUCAGACCUGUAUUUGUGUUAACCGAUUCUAUGUGCACUCGUCGAUCAAGGAUGUCUUUGGCGAGCGCUUGCGGGAGAAGGUCGAGAAGUUUCGUGUUGGAUCAGGAAUGGAGGCCAAUACGACUCAUGGACCAUUGAUUAAUAAGGCAUCUGUGGAGAAGGUUCGCUCACAUGUCCACGACGCUCUCAACCAUGGAGCCAAGCUGUUGACAGGAGGCAAGGAGAGCGAAAACACACAUGGAUACUUUUAUCCGCCAACAGUCCUGACCGACAUGAACAACAACAUGCGGAUCGCUACCGAGGAGACGUUCGGCCCUGUUGCGGGUAUCUUCAGCUUUGAAACUGAGGACGAGGUUCUGGAACUUGCCAACAACACGCGAUUUGGACUUUCAGGGUACUUUUUCAGCAAGGACGUGUCGAGGUGUUGGAGAGUUGCUGAGAACUUGCAGGUGGGCAUGGUCGGUGUGAACACUGGAGCCAUCUCUUCAGAAGUGGCGCCUUUUGGUGGCGUCAAGGAGUCAGGAAUCGGCCGUGAGGGAGCCCGUCAGGGUUUGGAUGAGUACACCCAGUACAAGUACAUCAACAUGGCCAUUUGA